AUGGGUAUACUAUCAGUCUUUCUGCUAAAUGUUAUAUUUUCCUUUGUAAUUGGGAAUGUUAAGCUUGGAGGUGGAGGAAAAUUGUGCCUUUUAGAAUUAGACCUGUAUCCUAAAUCUGUUAAAUCUAAGCUGAAGAUGAAAACGUUGGCGCAAAUGCGAAAUGGGGUGCUUAAGAAGCUCAAUAAGAAAAAAAAAUUAGAAUUCUCUUCUUUGGUAGUGAGCCCUGGCAAGCAGCUGCUGAAGCAAUCAGAUCAGAAAAAGAAGGCUGAAUCCGCCAGAAGGAGAUUGAUUCAUAAAUCUGAUGUUUCCAAAGGCCAUCGAGUUGAUUCUUCUAAGAAGAAGUAUCGUGAAGAGAGUCGGGGUGAUCGAUCUUUUUGCUCAAGUUCUAAAGGUAAAAAGGACAGUGGGGGUUUGCAAAGUGUAAGUUUAAAGAGAUUGAGAAAACAGAAGAGAAAGAAAGAUAAGGUUGUUCCAGAUAAAGCUGCACAACUGCAGAGAAGAGCUAGAUACCUUUUGGUUAAAAUGAAGCUAGAACAAAGUCUCAUUGAUGCUUAUGCGGGAGAAGGUUGGAAAGGUCAGAGUCGAGAAAAGAUUAAGCCAGAAAAGGAGUUACAGAGAGCCAUGAAUCAGAUACUGAAAUGUAAGCUUGGAAUUCGGGAUACAAUUCACCAGUUGGAUUUACUUGCCUCUGUUGGGAAGAUUGAUGAUUCUUUGAUUUCUCCAGAUGGUUCUGUCCAUCAUGAACAUAUUUUCUGCAAAAAGUGCAAAUCUCAGGAUGUUUCAGAGGAUAAUGAUAUAAUAUUAUGUGAUGGCACCUGCAAUUGUGCUUUUCAUCAAAAAUGCAUUGAUCCCCCUUUGGCGACAAUAGAUAUUCCUCCUGAAGACGAAGGCUGGUUUUGUAAAUAUUGUGAUUCUAAGAUGGAAAUAUUAGAAGCAACAAAUGCGCAUCUUGGAACUCAAUUCUCUGCUGAUAGCACUUGGCAGGAUAUUUUUAAAGAAGAAGCAAAUUUAUCUAGUGUCGGGACCAGAGAUUUACACCCUGAAGAAGAGUGGCCUGAUGAUGAGUCCGAUGAUAAUGAUUAUAAUCCAGACAGGGAUGAAAAUGAUACCAGUAAUUGGUGUGGCAUUGAGGAUAGUGAUUCACAUGAGAAAACCAGUACUAGCAGCUCUUGUUGUUCAUUAGAGAGUGAAGUUCUCUCAGAAUCUGGAUUCUCUGGAAGAGAUGGAGUAUUCAGCGAUAUUGCUUCGUUGCAUCAAAAAUGUGCUACAGUAUCUAAUGAAAAUGAAUGUACUAGUGGUCCCAGAAAGCGAUGUGCUGUGGAUUAUAUAAAGCUCUAUGAUGAAAUGUUUGGGAAGGAUGCUACUACAUGUGAUAUGGUAAGCGAAGAUGAAGAUUGGGGCCCUUCUAAAAGAAGGCGGAGGGAAAAGGAGAGUGAUGUUGCUAGUACCCUUAUGACUUUGUGUGAAAGUGAAGCUAAACAUCCAGAUCUGCAAAAUCUGGAAGUGGGUAACAAUCACCUUCCAUUUGGAAAAGUUAAAAAGCCUCUCUCAAGGAUUCCUAGUGACGCCGUGCAGAAACUUCGUCAGGCAUUUUCUGAGAAUGAGCUUCCAUCCAGAGAUGUUAAGAAAAAUUUAUCAGAGCUGGUGGGUCUUGAGUAUGCAAAGGUGAACAAGUGGUUCAAAAAUGCACGCUACAUGGCUCUAAAGAAUAAAAAGAGAGAAAGAGCUUUGGACCAGUCUCCCAAGAAAUCUGAUACAGAAAUUGGUAAAACAACUGAGGUUGUUUCUAAGAGCUCCUCCACACCCAUUUUAAGCCAUAAGAAGAAACGAUUGAAGAAAGUCAGCUGGAAAGCUAAUCUAACGUCUUUGCUCAGCCCUUCAAAGAAACAGAAAUUGAUGAAAUCCUCUCUUGGUUGUACCAAGGCUAAUGCGGAGCUAAGUGAUGACAUGAGCUUAAAGAAGCACCUUUUAUACUUGAAGGCGAAAAGUGGUCAGAAAAAAAUAGUUAAACGUAAAACCGAGCCACUUCAAAGACAAAGCGCGGAAAUACUGAUGGAGCAUGUAUGCUGGAUUGAAGCAAAGAUCCGAAAGUUGAAACAAGCUCUAUCGACUAUUCAGAUGGUCAUAAACAAUGAAUCAGACGACUCUAGCUCGAGUAAACAACAGGUGGUCUAUGUUCCUAUUGCAGAGCUCAAAGAGAAAGCUCUAUGCUGAUCAUUCAUCACUCCAGUGAAACCCAGAUUAACAUACUGCCAAAAUCGAAUUAUUAAUUUUGUGAAAGGAUAUAGCAUCAAUCAUUUAAUUUCGGGUGAUGCUGAAUAUGUUUCAUUUGUUUUGUGGAUGCUAUUCUGGGGACCAUAUAGCUUUAUCUAUUGAUUCAGCUCUGUAAUUAGUCUCAAAAGGGUGUUGUAAAUACUGGAGUACGGAAAAUUUUGCAAGCUUAUAUAUAUUGACAGGAAAUACCAAUCUAA
This is a messenger RNA of Chenopodium quinoa (quinoa), 2471 nucleotides long. RefSeq names its product pathogenesis-related homeodomain protein-like. Gene Ontology annotation, cellular component: nucleus. Gene Ontology annotation, biological process: regulation of DNA-templated transcription; chromatin organization. The transcript is spliced from 11 exons. Gene Ontology annotation, molecular function: chromatin binding; DNA binding. NCBI's taxonomy places the organism in Eukaryota, Viridiplantae, Streptophyta, Magnoliopsida, Caryophyllales, Amaranthaceae. The record is from RefSeq and is a predicted model, not a curated record. Bases 1 to 2214 code for a protein of 737 amino acids.